AUGGGGAGCAAGCGGUCCGCUCGAUCCGCGACCUCCUCCCAGGCUGCCGAGUCUCCGCUUCUGGAUUCUUUCGACGCCGAGCAAGUUAAACUCUUGGACGAAGAGUGCAUCCAAGUCGACGAAAAUGAUCGCGUCAUUGGUAGCUCUAGCAAAAAAGAUUGUCAUCUGAUGGCGAACAUCAAUCGCGGUCUCCUGCAUCGGGCCUUCUCGGUGUUCUUUUUUAACUCAUCCGGCGAGCUUCUCGUCCAGCAGCGAUCGGAUCGCAAAAUUACUUUCCCCGGUUGCUACACGAACUCUUGCUGUUCACAUCCAUUGGCAAAUUCGUCUGAACUCACCGCCGACCCCAUUCUGGGGGUGAAGAGAGCAGCUCAGCGCCGCAUGUUCGUAGAAUUGGGAAUUCCUCCCAAAGAACUCCCGUUGGAGGCCUUCAACUACUUGACGCGCAUAUUGUACAAAGCCUCAUCAGAUGGGACUUGGGGCGAACACGAGAUCGACUACAUAUUGUUCGUGCGAAAGGAUCUGGAGAGGAUCGAAGCGAAUCAGAAUGAGGUGAAAUCUCUACGUUUCAUCCGCCGAGAUCAAAUUGAUGACUUCGUGGAUAAUUUAGCGGCAGAGGGUCACUCAUUGACGCCGUGGUUCAAGCUGAUCCUCAACACAUUCUUGAAAAAAUGGUGGGACAACCUGGACUGUCUGCAUCUAUUCGAGUCGCACGACGUCAUCCAUCGGCUUUGUUGAGCCCCAGUUCGGAGCCGGGUUCAAGGUCGAAGAAUAUGGAGUCGGAGAUCGCAGAGAGAGCUCGAUUCAUUUCGAAGCUGUCCGUAUCAUCUUCUCUGCCGAGCUUUGAAUGCCAGAGUCUAUCCAUUAGCUAUGAUGCGUAUGCUGUAUCUCGCCUAUUCGCAGAGCACGAGAUUUCCGAGUCUCGAAGAACCAGACCCGCCCCGCCCCCCCCCCCCGCUAAACCUUUCGUGA
Molecule: messenger RNA, 969 nt
Organism: Galendromus occidentalis (western predatory mite)
Lineage: Eukaryota; Metazoa; Arthropoda; Arachnida; Mesostigmata; Phytoseiidae
Product: isopentenyl-diphosphate Delta-isomerase 1-like
Exons: 5
Coding region: 1-735 (244 amino acids)
Biological process (GO): isoprenoid biosynthetic process; isopentenyl diphosphate biosynthetic process
Cellular component (GO): cytoplasm
Molecular function (GO): isopentenyl-diphosphate delta-isomerase activity
Source: RefSeq, a predicted model, not a curated record